AGUUUGGAUCGGGCGGAACACGAGUCGCGAUCCCGGCUCAAGGUACUCCAGUUCUGGGGAUUGUAUUCAAAAGACGAUCCUCGCCCGUAAUACCACCAGCACGUCCCCCUCAGCCGCCAUAAGUCCACCUCCCUCAAGCAGCGAGGCCACAAUGGCGACAGUGUCGUCAACCUCGACGAUCCAGCUCCGGAACUUGGAGCGGCCGCCGACGCCCAAGGAUGGCAGCCUCCUCAACACCGAGGGCCACCGCCUCGGGUCCGACGACGACACCACCGGCGGGCUCCCGGCACCCACGACGACGACCACCGUCGUUCAGAGGUGGAAUCAUCCAAGGUCCAACUUGUUCAGGGUUCUCUCGUGCUUCUGGAGCAUGCUCGUUUCGGGAGCCAACGACGCCGCAUACGGCUUUGAUUCCCUAUGUACGUCGCGAAGCGCCCCAGAGACUCAUGUAAACCAUUACUCACAAUCUCCACAGCUAGAGACAUACUACAACCUGACCUACAUCGUCGUCUCCCUCGUCUUCUUGUCCCCCUUUGUCGGCUACGUCCUCUCGGCCCUGCUCAACAACCACAUCCACCUGCGCUGGGGCCAGCGCGGCAUCGCCGUCCUCGCCUCGAUGUGCCAUCUCGUCGCCUACGUCAUCAUCUCCCAGCACCCGCCCUACCCGGCGCUCGUCGUCGUCUUCAUCCUCGCGGGCUUCGGCAACGGCCUGAGCGACGCCGGCUGGAACGCCUACAUUGGCAACAUGGGCCACGCCAGCGAGGUCCUCGGCUUCCUGCACGCCUGCUACGGCGCCGGCGGUGUCAUCAGCCCGCUCAUUGCCACCACCAUGAUCAGCAAGGGCAACCUGGGGUGGUGGACGUUUUACUAUGUCAUGCUCGGCCUCGCCGUCAUCGAACUUGUCUGGUGCACGACCGCCUUCUGGACGCAGACGGGCGCAGUCUACCGCGAGACGGUGAGCCACUCCAACAACGACAGCGGCACGGGCCUGAGGACGGCCCUCUUCAAGCGACCAUACGCGCGCGUCUCGUGGCUCAGCGCAUUCUUCCUCCUUGCUUACGUCGGUACCGAGGUCUCGUUGGGCGGUUGGAUCGUGCAGUUCAUGAUCCAGGUCCGCAAGGCCAACCCCUUCGACUCGGGCAUGACGUCUGUCGGCUUCUGGCUGGGCCUAACGCUCGGCCGCAUCGUGCUGGGCUUCGUGACGCCCCGGCUGGGCGUCAAGCUCGCCGUCGCCAUCUACAUCCCCAUCACGAUGGCGCUCGAGCUCGUCUUCUGGCUCGUGCCGCAGUUCUACGUCUCGGCCGUCGCCGUCGCGCUGCAGGGCUUCUUCCUGGGACCCUUCUUCCCGGCCGUCGUCGUGGCGGCGACCAGGCUGCUGCCGAGGCACCUGCACGUCAGCACCAUCGGGUUCGCAGCGGCGUUCGGCGGCAGUGGCGCCGCGAUCCUACCGUUCGCCGUCGGCGCGCUGGCGCAGGCCAAGGGCGUGCAGGUCUUGCAGCCUGUUAUCCUGGCGUUCUUGGGCGUUAUGCUGGGGCUAUGGCUCUGCUUGCCCCGGAUCGGAGAUAAGAAGGAGUAAGUACAGGAGGAGGGGGAGAACUAGUUCGGUCGUAUAUAAUUAGAGGUUUUGGGUAGCAAGAUUUCAAGCUUGCAAUUCGAGCCCAAGUCUGAAUCUUGUGUGAAGAAGCAGACUUUCGUGGCCCGGCCGAGGAAAAAAGCGGCCGCGUAGCAGAGGCAGACGUACUAAAAGAUGGAUUUGCCCUGAGACAGAACCUAAGCAUUCUUUCCCGGUAAAAAGAAAAAAUCCAAGGGGGCAGCAGGACCACAUCAGGGUGGAAGGAAGAAAACAGCUAAAACCUUCAUAAGACUCUUUAAAAACAUAGCCCAACCGGACUUUCUGCCUCUCCCUGAGCAACUCAAGACUCGUGGUUCUCAUUACGGAGCACAAAAGAGUCCUCUUCUCAUUGUGUGUGCAUAUGUAAUGCCGUUUUAGUCCUUGGGAUGAGAGCUCCUUU
Colletotrichum destructivum is the source of this 2012-nucleotide messenger RNA. RefSeq names its product Putative major facilitator superfamily, MFS transporter superfamily. The record is from RefSeq and is a predicted model, not a curated record. Gene Ontology annotation, molecular function: transmembrane transporter activity. Gene Ontology annotation, cellular component: membrane. The coding region runs from base 152 to 1576 and encodes 474 amino acids. The transcript is spliced from 3 exons. Lineage: Eukaryota; Fungi; Ascomycota; Sordariomycetes; Glomerellales; Glomerellaceae. Gene Ontology annotation, biological process: transmembrane transport.